Messenger RNA from Capsaspora owczarzaki ATCC 30864, 672 nucleotides. RefSeq lists its product as hypothetical. Bases 1 to 672 code for a protein of 223 amino acids. Lineage: Eukaryota; Filasterea; Ministeriida; Capsasporidae. The record is from RefSeq and is a predicted model, not a curated record. The transcript has 3 exons.
AUGUCGAGGACUAGGUCGGGUCUGGUCGUGCUACUCUUGCUGGCGGCGCUGUGCUGCCAACACGCUACCGCUCAGUCGUCUCAGACUCUGAUGCUCUACAACCUGGGCCUGGUCCCUUCGGAUCCGUCCGCGCUUGUCGUCAACACGACGCAGUUUUAUGCAACAGUGUGCAUUCGCGACGCUACAGUCAAUCCUUCCGAUUGCGCCCAAACCACCACAACCCCCGUGUUCACGGUCCCUGAGACCGGCUCCAUCUCUCCGCCUUCCGUUGUUUACAGCAAUCCGAGCGCUGUGCUUACGCCGUACAAUUUCGAUGUUUACGUAUACCGCGUUGCUGACGCCGUGCUGGCACCAGACCAGCUGGUCGCCUUCCUCCACCGUGAAAACUCGGUGAUGGUGUGGGGCCAAACCGACGAGUUUGGCGGCAGCGCGACCCCUUCGGCCAUGCCGCAAUCCAUUGCUCCGUCACCCACAGCCGGAGCAGCUUCAACCACCACCUGGACCAGCACCAUUAGCUACAACAUUCAGAUUGCGUGUACGAGCGAUCACUAUGGACCUUUUUGCAACAUUUCGUGCUCGCCCGCCAUCACUUGCAGUGGCAGCGGCUCGUGUGUGUCGGAGACUGGCGCGUGUGCUUGCGACAGCGGCACGCCCGCUUUGCGAUCAGGGUAG